GGUAGAUGGCGUCAUCACGAAAAAGUGAAAAAGCGAUUUGUGUACCACUCGAUUUCUACACAAAGCAGUGAUUAAAGCUGUAGAAACUCAUUUUUAGCCACGAGAACACCAGUCAAGGCGAUUGAUAGGUAAAUAGAGAUACCCAUUCUACAUCAUCAGAAUCAAGAAUUCACACCACCUCCCCUUCCCCCUGUAAACACAACUCACCCAAGCUUCAAGUGCAUCCAGACAUCUGAUCAUGUGACAACACCGUUGAACUAACCUGGGGGAUUGUGGGUAAUUUAUAUUAUUCUACAGACUGGCCUGAAAGUGUUGCAGCCCUCAAAAUGCUGAUGCGCCCCUUUAAGGAGAGCAGGAUAGCGUGAACGAACAAGGAGGGGAUGAAGAUAACGAGAAAGAAGAUGGCUGUUAUUCGUCUCCACCGUAAGGUCGUCUAUGCGGCCAUUCUUCUCUUGCUCGUCCCGUGCCUGGUGCUCCUCUACUACAGCACUUCAGAACAUGGCGAGGCAUCAAGAGAGAGCAAGAACCUGCUUGGGUUCAACAGCAGAGAGGCCAUCUUAGCAGACAGGGUCAAAGAGAUGGAGCAUGAGAACCAGAUGCUACGCAGGCAGCUCAGUAUUUCCCAGAGUCAACUGCAGCAGACGUAUGAGACGUACCAGCAGGUCUUGGUCGAGAAUAACAAUGUUUCAGGCGACUCUGGCCCUCUAGAGAUGAACCGAUCUCUGCCUGUCAAUUGCGUCAAUGCAGACCCAAUCCCGAAGUGUGAGAGGAUUCACGUAUCGAUUGUUUGUGCCGGUCAUAAUGCUAGUCGUGAUGUCAUCAUCCUCAUCAAAUCAAUCCUCUUCUACCGGAAGAACCCUCUUCACUUUCACUUCAUAUCCGACGAGAUGGGCCAGCUGAUCCUCUCCACUCUCUUCAAGACGUGGGAUGUACCUGGAGUCAAAGUGAGCUUCUACCUCGCAGAAAAUUAUAAGAGUCACGUAGAGUGGAUCCCUAACAAGCACUACUCAGGGCUGUAUGGGUUAAUGAAGUUGCUUCUUAUUGAAAUUUUACCAUCAAAUAUGGAAAAGACGAUAGUCCUAGACACAGACAUCACCUUUGCCAGUGACAUCGCUGAGCUCUGGGGUCUGUUCCAGAGAAUGACUAGUAAGCAGACUCUGGCCCUGGUAGAGAACCAGAGUGAUUGGUACCUUGGGACUCUCUGGAAGAAACACAAGCCCUGGCCUGCAUUGGGUCGAGGGUUCAACACGGGGGUCAUCUUGCUUGACCUUCAGAAGCUGCGUGACCUCAAGUGGAUGCAGAUGUGGCUGUUGACGGCCGAGAAGGAAUUGAUGAGUCAGUUCUCAACAGCACUAGCAGAUCAGGACAUUAUCAAUGCAGUGAUCAAGCAGCAUCCUUACCUGGUCUAUACCCUUCCCUGUGCUUGGAAUGUGCAGCUCAGUGAUAACACCAGGAGUGAGCUGUGUUAUAAGGAGGUCACUGACCUGAAGGCGAUCCAUUGGAACUCCCCCAAAAAGCUGAGGGUCAAGAACAAGCACGUGGAGUUCUUCCGCAACCUUUACCUGACCUUCCUCGAGUAUGACGGCAACCUCCUCCGCAGAGAGCUCUUCGGCUGCACAGACGGCAAAGCUAAUAAUACUCUUCAUGAAAAGUUAAGCAGUCUCGAUGAAGACGAUCAGUGUUAUGAAUUUAGAAGAGAGCAGCUUUUAAUGCACAGAACACAUCUUUACUAUCUAGACUACCAGCUACCUAAAUUCUUGGACACUGAUGUGACGUUGGUUGCCCAGCUCUCUAUGGACAGACUGCAGAUGCUGGAAGCCAUAUGUAAACACUGGGAAGGUCCCAUAAGUUUAGCUCUGUACAUGUCAGAUGCAGAGGCCCAGCAGUUUAUCCGCUACGCCCUCAGCUCAGAAACCCUGAUGGCGAGAAAAAACAUUGGAUAUCAUGUUGUUUAUAAAGAUGGGCAAUUUUACCCAGUGAAUUACCUGCGUAAUACAGCAAUGAGUCAAGUGAAGACGCCAUACAUGUUCCUCAGUGAUAUAGACUUUCUACCCAUGUAUGGACUGUAUGACUAUCUUAGGAAAGCGAUCGGAAUGCUGGACAUGGCCACAUCUAACAAGGCUCUAAUAGUUCCCGCAUUUGAGACGUUACGCUAUCGUCUCAACUUCCCUAAGUCCAAGGCGGACCUCCUGCACAUGCUGGAUAUGGGGACCCUCUUCACCUUCCGCUACCACGUCUGGCAGAAGGGCCACGCCCCAACAAACUUCGCCCGCUGGAGGACCGCCACUACCCCCUAUCAGGUCCAAUGGGAGCCUGACUUUGAACCUUAUGUGGUUGUCAAGAAGGACUGUCCCAAGUAUGAUCCUCGGUUCCUGGGCUUUGGUUGGAACAAAGUCUCCCAUGUAAUGACACUGGAUGCCCAAAGCUAUGAUUUUAUUGUGCUUCCCAACGCUUUCAUCAUCCACAUGCCACAUACACCCAGCUUCGACAUUGCCAAAUUCAGGAGCAGUCAACAGUACCGAACGUGCCUGCAAACUUUAAAGGAGGAGUUCCAGAGAGAUAUGUCGAAAACAUACGGCUUUGCCGCUUUGAAAUACGUUGCAGUGGAAACAUGACAGCGUACACUGUGACAAUCAUAGCUACGCCCCCAUCUCUUUGAAUGGUAUGAACCAGAAACUUUUGAAUAUAGUAUGGAAGACUUGAUACACUACCUUGAGUACUAGUGAGGCUUUUGGAAACAAGUGGAGCUCAUGGCACGAUGACCUGCGUUUGCCAAGAAUGGAAGCAUUUGUCCUUGAACCAAGCUGAUAUUCUGAUGAUGAAUGUAGGUACAUGUAGCUGCAGCUCCUGAUAACAAAGGCAAAGGAGAUUGACAGUGUUGGUCUCGCAGGCCUUCUGGAAGGUUAUCAAAGUUCACAAAGCUGAUGGCCCAUGAGACAAAGAGCUCUUUAGCCUUAGCCUACGGGCGGACGAGGUUGGUGCCGUGGGCCUUCAGGAGACCUACAGGAAGCCUUUGAGAUCGACAACCCACUAGAAUGACAGGAUCAAACUCACAGCCUUCCGAAAGUUUUGGAAAGGUUGACAAGACUGGCCCAUGAGACGAAGAGUCCUUGAGCCCUAGCCUAUGGUUUGUGCCAUGGGCCUUCUUAAAAGUCAUUAGAAUGUCCAGGAGACCUACAAGAAACCUUUGAGAUGGACAACCCACUAGAAUGACAGUGUCAAUCUCACAGCCCUCCAAAAUUUUUCGGAAGGUUUACAAGACUGAUGGCUCACUAGACCAACAGCCAAUGAGACUGAUCUGUCAGUCUAGGAUGUCUUCUGAAAACUUUUCUGAGGGUUCACUUGACCGAUAUUGCAGGCCUUGUGGGCUGUCGGUCUAUAGGGAUGUCCAGGGUUUUUUUCACAAAGACUAAGAUCGACUCUAAGUUGGACUUAACUUUGGCAGGCCGUUCAUGCCAAAUGUUUUCUCUCACCAUUUACUGGCAUUGGUUUCUCAAGGGGCGUACAAAUCAUGGUAACAAAGAGGAAGCCCUCGUAGACAUAUCUGUUCUUAAUGGUCACUGGUGAUGAGAACCUGGGCCCUGUUUCAUAAAACUUGUUAUCAAUAACAAGUUACAAGCUACUGUUAUAAGCUACUGAAAUCAUGGCAUCUGAUUGGCUGAGAGCAAAUUUGUCAUAACAAUUUCGCAGUUCUCAUAGAUAAAAAGUUUUAUCAAACAAGCCCCUGCUCUGGCCGGCCUUGGUGGGUGAAGGAAUUUCCAACUUCAUCACAUGCGUCUAGACUUUGGUUAAAAGCUUAUUUAUUGCAUUUCUUAUGUUAAAAGGCAUUAUGUUAGAAGAAUUAUGUAUUAUGGGGUUCAGGAAUCAUUAAAAUUUGGAUAAAAAC
Strongylocentrotus purpuratus (purple sea urchin) is the source of this 3886-nucleotide messenger RNA. RefSeq names its product LARGE xylosyl- and glucuronyltransferase 1. The record is from RefSeq and is a predicted model, not a curated record. Gene Ontology annotation, biological process: protein O-linked glycosylation via mannose. Gene Ontology annotation, molecular function: xylosyltransferase activity; glucuronosyltransferase activity. NCBI's taxonomy places the organism in Eukaryota, Metazoa, Echinodermata, Echinoidea, Camarodonta, Strongylocentrotidae. Bases 381 to 2615 code for a protein of 744 amino acids. The transcript has 20 exons.